Molecule: messenger RNA, 1188 nt
Organism: Penicillium argentinense
Lineage: Eukaryota; Fungi; Ascomycota; Eurotiomycetes; Eurotiales; Aspergillaceae
Product: monooxygenase
Exons: 6
Coding region: 1-1188 (395 amino acids)
Molecular function (GO): FAD binding; monooxygenase activity
Source: RefSeq, a predicted model, not a curated record
AUGUCCAAGUUUUCAAAUGAAGUAGGCGCGGCUAUUCAUGUCGCACCUAACGCCACUCGGAUUCUCCGCGAUUGGGCUUGCGAUUUCGCCGCUUUGCACCCGGUCCAGUGCAAGCGCUUUCAAGUCUGGGAUCAGCAAGCCAACAUAAUCAGCACUCCCUUUUUAACGGAGGAGAUCCAGAAAAAGCUGGAUAUUCAUGACGACUGGCUUUUGACUCACCGUGUUGAUCUCCAUAAUGCUCUUCGAGCUGCUGCAUCCCGGGAAAUUGAUGGAAGGAAGAUUGAUAUUCGCUUUGCGUCUCGGGUCACGUCUGUGCUGCUCAUUAAUCUUAACUUCGUGCCUGAUCAGGACGCGGAAGCUGGGGAAGUUACUCUAUGCGACGGUAUCAAAUUCAAUGGAGACCUCGUCGUUGGUGCAGAUGGAAUCCAUUCCAAGUCUGUCUACGCGGUGACUGGCGGAGAGUUCAGACCAAAGGAAAGUACUGGACAGAACUGCUUCAGAUUCCUUGUACCAGUCUCCAAAAUAAAAGCCAAUCCAAUUGCCACCGCAUUGCUCGACAAGAUCGGACUUGAUGGCGUGCACGCUUUCGUUGGCCAGGAUCGUCGCAUCGUCCUUUACCCUUGCCGCAAUGGCGAGUUGCUCAAUGUGGCUGGCAUUCACCCUUCAGGGACAACCCCCGCCAACGAUGCCUCUUGGCUGGACUCUGGGAACAUGGAGGAAUUGCUGGCGACUUUUAGCUCGUUUGGUCCAGAGCUUCAGGAACUAUGUCGCUUGGCUGAGGACUUGAAGCUCUGGAGUUUGGCAUCGCGAUCGCCUCCUUCGACCUUUGUCAAGGGGAAGCUUGCAUUGAUUGGUGAUGCUGCACACCCAACGCUGCCCCACCAAGGACAAGGCGGUGCCCAGUCAUUCGAAGAUGCAGCUGCACUGGCAGCGGUGUUUCCACUCGAGACCACACCUGAACAGAUCCCAGCGCGACUGGAGAUGUACAACCAAGUCCGGUACAAUCAUGCCGUGACGGUGAUGAUGAUGUCCAAGACAAGCGAUGACCGCCGAGCAGAGAUGCUGGACGAGCUCCGAAAAUACGUGCCCGACGCUGAGACGCCCACGGACAUGGUCUCCUACACAUGGCCUUCUUGUCCAGCGCGGGAAGCUCAGGUCCUACUAGGACGUGCGGAAACAUGUUCUUGA